UCUCUCUCUCUCUCCACUGCCAUAUUCUCUUCUUCUCCCCUUCCGGCCUUCCCCAUCCCUUUUCCUCUCUCUGACUCGCUCUAUCCCAGUCUCUUUUUCUCUAUCUCUCUCUCUCUCUACGUUUUCCUCUAUCUCUCUGUGCGGGGGCUUUUGGUGUUCCGCGACGAUGGGAAAGCAAUGAGGAGACCAUGCCGUUCACGCCAUCAGACCACGCCUCCUGCGGCGACCUUUUGUGCAGGGAAGACGCUAGUGUACUCACCGGAGACUCGCCGGGCGGCGCCGUGGGUCUGGUCGAGUUCCCCGAUGAAUCGGAUGAAUCCAUCGCCGGGCUCAUAGCGGCGGAGACGGACUACUCGCCCGGGUUCGACUACCCGGACCGGUUCCGGUCCAAAUCGCUCGACUCGGUGGCGCGCCAGGAGGCCGUCGCCUGGAUCCUCAAGGUGCAUGUGUACUACGGUUUCCGUCCAUUGACGGCGUAUCUUGCCGUUAACUACUUGGAUCGCUUCCUCUCUUCUCACCGCUUACCGCAAAAUGAAUGGGCAUUGCAACUUCUGUCGGUGGCAUGCCUCUCCCUGGCUGCAAAAUUGGAGGAGACCCUGCUGCCAUCCUUAUUAGACUUGCAGGUUGAGGGUGCAAAGUUCAUUUUCGAACCUCGCACAAUUCUCAGAAUGGAGCUUCUCGUGCUCAAUGCAUUGAACUGGAGAUUGCGAUCUGUGACACCCUUCACUUUCAUUAAUUUCUUUGUUCACAAGAUCGACCCUGCAGGAAAGUAUGCAAGAUCUUUGGUUUCACGGGUCACCGAAAUUACAUUGGCAACAACGAAAGACAUAAAGUUCCUAAGUCACCGCCCAUCAUCACUUGCUGCAGCUUCCAUUAUUUGUGCGACCGAUGAGGUUAAGGAUCUAACAUUUGUUAAUCCUGGUAUUGCAGCAUCGUGGUGCACCGGAUUAAUAGAGGAAGGGAUUGCCGAUUGCUAUCAAUCACUCAAGCAAGUAAUUGUCGAUAUAACGAGGAGAGAGCCUCCAAUGAUUCUUCCGCAACUCAGAGUUGCCACCCCAAUGAACAUGGGGCCAAGUGUAUCAUCCUCUUCUUCCCCACCCAAUAAAAGAAGGAAGCUGAACAAUAAUUGCUGAUGGGUGGAUAAUGACAAGGAGAGUUUACAGGAAACCUGAUAAGUUUUUUUUUUUUUUUUUCCUAUUCUAGGAAGUGGGCUUCGUAAAAUCAGCUGCAUAUUUCUACAGUGCGUAGGCAAUUUCUUUUUUUUUUUUUGGAUUUGCAGAUUCCUCAUUAUUUUUCAGAGGAGUCUGGGGAUCUUAGUGAAGCAAUUAGGAUUCUGGUUUAUGAUUGUGUGUCUAACGAGGAAGUAAGCCGGGUGGAUGAUUAUUAUUUUUGGUUCUUUUUUUCUUGAAGUUCUUUCAUUUGUGGAUCUUUGCUAUCUUUAUAGGCUAUGAUAGCAAAGUGUAGCAGAUUCUCGAGGGAGGGGGAUCUGCCAUUAUUUUCUGGUGGUGAGAGUGGAGGGACAUGAUCUUGUUUGUGGAGGGUGUGGGGGCUGUAAGAAUCACAGUUAGCACUCAUUGCUGGAUGAAAGAGAUAUCAACUGAUUGGGUGUUUCUACAGCCGAGGGUGAGAAUGAGAUGGCAGUCAAAGAUGCGGGUAACCAGUACUACAUGUGAGCAAGGAUAGAUUCCAAAUGGCAGUUUGCUCCACAUCUGUUGUCGGUGGGGCCGAUGUCCUCCUCAGUCAGCCACAUCAGUAUGUAUUAUGGAGAUUGGUUUUCUUUGUUUGUGUGAUUGAUUGUUAAGGAUCUUUAAUGUAUUGUUUAGACAAUGCAUGUCAACCUGGAGAGGAUGUGUAUUCAUCUGGCUUCAGGCUGCACCCUCGAAUGAUGUCUUUUGAAGGUUGUGUUAUUCCAAAUCAAUAAAAGAAAAUUGAUACAUCUA
Messenger RNA from Musa acuminata subsp. malaccensis (wild Malaysian banana), 1940 nucleotides. Its product is annotated as cyclin-D2-1. The record is from RefSeq and is a predicted model, not a curated record. Lineage: Eukaryota; Viridiplantae; Streptophyta; Magnoliopsida; Zingiberales; Musaceae. Gene Ontology annotation, molecular function: cyclin-dependent protein serine/threonine kinase regulator activity. Gene Ontology annotation, biological process: regulation of cyclin-dependent protein serine/threonine kinase activity; mitotic cell cycle phase transition. Gene Ontology annotation, cellular component: cyclin-dependent protein kinase holoenzyme complex; nucleus; cytoplasm.